CGCCUCUGAAAUUCUCAAAACGCAAGGGAAAUCCAGAAUCUCACUCACAUCGGAACUUCUAACUGGUUACUUGGUUUUCGUCCUGUUCCUUUCAACCUCGAACGGAGAAGACAGAAGAUGAAGAAGAUCUUCGGUGCCAAGAAAGAGAAAGAGCCCCCUCCUUCCAUUCAAGAUGCCUCCAAUAGGCUUAAUACAAGAGGUGAAAAUGUAGAUGAGAAGAUCAAAAAGCUUGAUGCUGAGCUUACUAGAUACAGAGAACAGAUCAAGAAAACACGGCCUGGUCCUGCUCAGGAAGCUGUGAAAGCUCGGGCUAUGAGAGUUCUCAAGCAAAAGCGAAUUUUUCUGAGAUUUGUGUGUGCUCUGAGGAGAUAUCAAAGUGAACAAAGUGAUUCAAAAGGUGCAACAAAGGGAGUGGAGGCAUCCAGGUAUGAAGAACAACGUGAUAUGCUUUACAACCAGACAUUCAACCUUGAUCAGGUUUCCUUUGCUGCUGAGGGACUCAAAGACGCUCAACAAACUAUGUCGUCACUAAAAUCUGCGAACAAGGAGUUGAAAGGAAUGAUGAAGACUGUGAACAUUCAAGACAUAGAUAACAUGCAAGAUGAGAUGAUGGACCUGAUGGAUGUGAGCACAGAAAUUCAAGAGUCUCUUGGUAGAAGCUAUAGUGUGCCUGAUGACAUAGACGAGGAAGAACUCAUGGGUGAGCUUGAUGCCUUGGAAGCUGACAUGGGAAUGGAGACAGAAUCUGAUGGGGUGCCCUCUUAUCUUCAACCUGACAAUGAACUUGAUGUGGAGUCAGAACUCAAGUUGCCUUCAGCCCCAUCAGGGCAUGGAAGGCAUAAUGCCCAGGGUGAAGACGAACAUGGUUUACCUGCUGUACCUCAAGCAUCCAUCCGUGGUUAGGGAGCCUGAUCGAGCAAGCCAUGUAAUUAAAUUGUGUAAAAUUAUAUUCUUUAACCCCUUUUGUUGGGUAACUUUGCUCGCCUGUUCUGUGGUCGACGGCGAGAGUACCCCUCGACUGUAUUGAGAAUGACAAAUGGCUUCCC
Telopea speciosissima is the source of this 1046-nucleotide messenger RNA. RefSeq names its product vacuolar protein sorting-associated protein 60.1-like. Gene Ontology annotation, biological process: late endosome to vacuole transport via multivesicular body sorting pathway; vesicle budding from membrane. The transcript has 8 exons. The record is from RefSeq and is a predicted model, not a curated record. Bases 118 to 903 code for a protein of 261 amino acids. Gene Ontology annotation, cellular component: multivesicular body. NCBI's taxonomy places the organism in Eukaryota, Viridiplantae, Streptophyta, Magnoliopsida, Proteales, Proteaceae.